Messenger RNA from Fonticula alba, 4234 nucleotides. RefSeq lists its product as hypothetical. Bases 29 to 4234 code for a protein of 1401 amino acids. NCBI's taxonomy places the organism in Eukaryota, Rotosphaerida, Fonticulaceae. The record is from RefSeq and is a predicted model, not a curated record. The transcript has 17 exons.
GGGCCAGGUCUGCAUCGACUCGGGGCUCAUGCUGGUGGCCUUCAGCUUCCAUCACCUUGGCCAGGGCAAGCGCGCGAUCACGCUCCCGGCGUCGUGCCCCACGGUCAAGUGGUGCCUCAACUGCCUGGACGUGCCGUCCACCACCAAGACCCAAAUCCGAGCCCUCGCUCGCCAGCGCUGGGUUGGCGACAUGGCCGCGGCCGGCAUCAAGGCCCGGGCCUGCAAGGCCGACUGCCACGAGGCCCGCUUGGCGCUGGCCACGCGCCUGGCCGCUCACCAGAACAAGCUCCUGCUCAGCCUCCACGGCAGCCUGGUCCUGGCGGAGUUCGAUCACCCCCUACACAGCCUCCACCCGGACCUGCCCGACGGCCCGGCCAAGACAACGCUCCUCAAGAACAAGCUCUGCCCGGAGGCCCACCUCGAGCCAACCACCACCCCGGGCCAAUUCCUCCUGGCCGAUCCAUCUCACGGCCGCGGACUCCUAAUCCCCCUCGACCGGCUCCCCUGCAAGACCCUCGUCCUGUCGAAGGGCGACGCUCACUGGAUCCCCGAGGUCGGCCAAUCCGGUAGCUUUGCCUUCCGCUGCGAGGAUAGGAUCCUCUUCAUCGCAAAGGACAGGGUCCAGUACUACUGCUUCAUGACCGGCAAUUUACACACCCACAGUCUCAUGUCCAGCCGGCUGCCGAUCGAUCAACAUGGCACCUUCCAUUUGAACGGCCCUCUCCUGUACAUAUCUUUCCUUGCCCAGCCCAUUGGUCUGUUCCUCAGGAGCAAGACCCACCUAUUUCCCGAGCGCGGUGUCCCCGGCAGUGACCUCUUCGUAUGCAGUCAGCGGGCGUUGCUGCUCGAGAGGAAUGGUAUCACAGCAUUCGCCUUCGACUCAACCCGCUCCCCCAACACACGCACCACCUGGUCCACGGUUAGCUCGAAAUCAUGGGAUACCUUCACCCUCGACGGGCCGCUCCUAUGUGCGACAUCUCACGACACUCCGGUCGGCCUCUUCGUCGGUGGCUCCACCAUCAGCCUGCCCGAGAACCGGACCCCCGGGCACCCGGCCUUUGUCUUCCAUGACACCGUGCUCGCCCUGUUCCAGACCGGAAUCCGAAGCUUCUCCCUCAGCAUGAAGGGCCAGCCGGCCGACGGGCGUUGCUGGCUGAAGACCAGAAUCCCGGCCGAUGGGACCUUCCUUCUCAAGGGCCCGUUCCUGCACCUGUCCUCCCGGGCCGACCCCAUCGGCUUUCUCCACGACCAAGACAUCCACCAGAUGUGCCAGAAUGGCACCGCCGGCCGGGCUUUCUUCAUCCAUGGCAACACGGUCCUGCUGAAUUUCCGCGGCGACGUGUGGGAGUUCCGCUUUUCCGACUUCAAUGAGCUUCUCAAGCAAACCAUCUGGCCCGAUGUGGUGGUCACCCCGACCGACACCUUCACCCUGCAGAGGUCCUUCCUAUUUGUAUCCUCCCAGAAGUACGCCGUCGGGGUCCUGCUCAACGACCAAAUCUAUUCGUUCCCCCAGUACGGCGCAUCGGGACACGCGCUCUUCUCGGGCCCGGGUACCAUUUUGCUCAUCCACCAGAGCACCGUCUUAUCCUUCUCCAUCGACAACACCGUCGAGCUGGCACAGGGCCCGGCCUGGGCCAAAAUCCCCCCCUCGCCCGAUGCCACAUUCGUCCUGGAUGGCCCUUUCCUGCGGGUCUCCUCGCACCCGGCCCCGAUCGGGCUCUACCACGAGGACCGCCUGCUUCGGCUGCCGCCACUCGGCGCCCCUGGCCACCCCGAGUUUGUGGCCGAGAAUGCCGUGCUCAUCGCCAGCAGCAGCAGCAUCCGCUUCUUUUCCCUCGAUUCGGGCGCCUCUUCGCCCUCGGAGCUUAGCCCCGCCGGGGAGCAGCACAUCCCCCCCGGCAGCACCUUCACCCUGGAUGGGCAUUUCCUGCGCCUGCCCUCCCUCUUGGCCCCGGUCGGCCUCUUCGUCCAGGGCCAUGCCCAUCCCAUGCCCGAGGCCGGCGUCGCCGGCCACACCGUCUUCGUUGGUGCCAAGGAGAUCUUGCUCCUGCAACGACAGGGCAUCCACUCCUUCCCCAUCCACCCGUCGGGCCAGCCCACCGAGGGGGCCCCCUGGGCUCGGAUGCCCAUCCCCGCCGGCAGCACCUUCGCCCUGGAUGGGCACUUCCUGCACGUGUCCUCCCUCCCGGCCCCGGUCGGCCUCUACCACGAGGGCACCGUCUAUCCGUUGCCCAAGGUCGGCGUCCCGGGGGGCCACAUCUUCGCCGGCGCCCGAGAGACCCUCCUCCUGCGGGAAAAUGGCAUCCACUCCUUCCCGGCCAGCCAGUCCAGCCGAUUCGCCAAGGGGGUCUUCUGGGCCAAGAUGCCCAUCCCCGCCGGGAGCACCUUCACCCUGGAUGGCCAUUACCUGCGCGUGUCCUCCCUCCCGGCCCCGGUCGGCCUCUACAUCGAGGACAGUGUCUACCUGCUUCCCAAGGCCGGUGUCCCGGGCAAGAGGAUGUUCGUCCAUCGCAAGGUCGUCUUCGUCAUCUGCAAGGGCGGCGUCCGGCUUUUCCCCCUCGGGACUACCCAGCUGUACCCGGAUGGUGUGGUCCACAUCCCGUGCUCCACGUCAUACAGCUCGGCCUUCGCCCUGAAGGGGCCCUUUCUCCAUGUCACCUCGCACGAGCAGCCCCUUGCCCUGCUGUUUAAGGACAACUUCUACCACCUGCCCCCGGUCGGCCGCCCCGGAAAGCAGGUGUUCGUCGACCGCCACACCGUCUUCCUCAUCCACAAGAACAUCGUUCUCGCCUUCUGCCUCCGCCAGCCGGAGCUCGCGCCCGAGGGGACCGUCAGUUGGCUCCUCCCCGCGGGCAGCGGCGGAUGCUUCACCCUGAAUGCCCCUUUCCUGGCCGUGUCCACCUCCGACCAGCCCAUCGGCCUCCUCGUCGGCGACACCGUGCAUCUGCUUCCCCAGGACAAGCCCAUCGAGGCCCUGCUGGCCUCCCGGCGCGUGCUGGUCUCCGGUCAGCGGGUCCUCUCGCUCCACGACAACUUCCUCCUGUGCCAUGAGUACCCCUUCGGCGAGGAGCAGUGCCGGCCGGCGGCCUUCGUCUUUGCCCUGCAGCUGCCCCUCUUCCCGGCGACCCUGAGCUUCACGGCCGACUUUUUGCCCGCCCAGGACACCUGCCGGGUGCUCAUCGACGGCCAGUGGAGCAUCGUGGUGGACCUGGCCCGCGGCCGGCCGGUGGACUUCCUGCCCGGUGAUGGGCUCUUGGCCCCCUCGGACCCCCCUGCGCUGGCCCGCCCCACCGGCGGCACCGCCGCCAUCCUCCCCCGGAGCCUGGUCGUACUCGACGCCAAGCAAGGCGCCCUGGCCUUCGAGCUGCUGGUCAAAAACCGGCGGCUCCUGCCGCCCUGCGGCCCGGCCCGGCUUUUGCCCCGCUGGGCCUUCCGCCCGGCCCGCGUCUUCCCGGACCCCCAGCCGGGGGUCGUGGCCAUGGCCGCCGGCAAUGAGGUGACCCUCCUUUCCCUGGAGGGGGGCGACCUGAUCCGCGGACAUCUCCGCCUGUGUCUGUCCACCACGCAGCUGGACGACGGGUCGCUGGUGAUGCAAUUUGCCGAUGGCUACUUCGACAUGCUGUCCACCAAUCCCGUCAUGCAUGCGUCGCGACUCUUCCCCUGGCGCGACACGGCCGGCUGCCUCGACCAGAUUUGGGUCUGUCCCUGGUUCCCGCUCAGCUGGGUGGCCUACCACGCCUCGGGGGAGUUUGUCUUCCACUCGACUCUGCGCAAGCCCAACGUCACGGCCGAGCCCUGGGCCUUCGUCCCCGCCCGGCGGUCCUUCUCCCUGGGCGUGUCCACAUGGCCACGCCCGGCCGCCUGCCAGCCGGGGAUCACGCCCCCCCUCGGGGUGGCCUUCAUCCAGCACAAGGACCAGCACUAUUGCGUCCUCCUACACGGGCAGCGGCUGGCGCUCAUCCCACGGCGUGACAUCAUCCGGCUAUUCAUCGAUCCAGCGAGCCAGGAAACCCUGUCCAAGCCGCUGCUGUGUUGGAUGCAAGACAUCCGGGCUCCCGUGCAGGGGGACAUCUGCGUACCCGGACCGUCCAUCCAGCAGCGGCUCACGCACCCGACGGUGGUCCUUCGCCGAAAUAUCCCCUGGAAGUCGUCCUUCAUUGUGCAGCCCUUCACCAUGGAGAGCCUCACAACCUGCCGGACCCAGAUCCCCAUCAGGCUCUGGAGCCCGUCAUGA